CUUGAAAUGCUCGAUGUCUGCUGAUGCCUGAGAGACAGAGCACCGACUGAGUCCGGAUCACUUAAAGUUGCAGUUCCCUGAUUUUCCAGCAGAGGUCAGACAUGUCACACAUCAACACCACUGAGCUGCAGUCGCUCCUGGUCUCCUUCCUGCAGUACUGCCUCAACAGCACAAGUGUACUGUCUCUGCCAAUACCUCUGAACUACACUACCCAGCAAGCUUUGCACCAAGCAGGAGGAGCACGGGCCCACCCUCAGUCUCAUGGCAUGAUGUACAUCUUCCUGGUGGUUGGCAUGUUCAGCUUUUUCACAUUCGGCAUCAUGCUCAGCUACAUCCGCUCCAAGAAGCAGGAGAGCUCUCAGGACCCGUACCACCAGUACAUCGCCCAAGACUGGACCAAGGUGCUGACUCCAACCAGGGUCAUAGCUGAGGUGCUGCACAGGGAGGCAGCAGGUACAGGCACUGGCAGCAAGGAGCCUGUUGUCAUCUGUAACCCUGCAACACUGGAGCAGCUGCAGGACUAGUAAAUGAACAGAUUUGAAGAAUAAAGCCCUGAAACACAAGAUUUUACAUUUCCUUAACUUUAAUGUCACAUAGCAACCACAAAGUUACAGUGUUUGUUUUCAAUUUGAGAUCAGUGAUUUCACAGAAACAACCUGAAUCAUAA
Messenger RNA from Notolabrus celidotus (New Zealand spotty), 667 nucleotides. Its product is annotated as potassium voltage-gated channel subfamily E member 1. Gene Ontology annotation, molecular function: delayed rectifier potassium channel activity; voltage-gated potassium channel activity involved in ventricular cardiac muscle cell action potential repolarization; potassium channel regulator activity. Gene Ontology annotation, biological process: regulation of heart rate by cardiac conduction; ventricular cardiac muscle cell action potential; negative regulation of delayed rectifier potassium channel activity. Gene Ontology annotation, cellular component: membrane. The transcript is spliced from 2 exons. The record is from RefSeq and is a predicted model, not a curated record. Bases 102 to 524 code for a protein of 140 amino acids. NCBI's taxonomy places the organism in Eukaryota, Metazoa, Chordata, Actinopteri, Labriformes, Labridae.